AUGCUCAAGAAAACUAUCGCCCUUGUCUUUGCGCUUUCCAUGAUCAUUGGUACCACCACUGCUUCUAUUUCCCAUGAACAAGAAGUCGAUUUGGACGCUGUUUGCAAAUUCGCUCAAGGCGACCUUGUUCCUGACAUUGCUUGUGCUGAUGUCUGCAGGCAGCAGGGCAACACUGGUGGUAAAUGCGAUGCCCAAAAGGUCUGCCAAUGUACACCCAAGAAGCAAGCACCCAAGUCUAAGAGCGAUGCGGAGGCGAAACACGAUAAAGAUGACGAGCGAAACUAA
Messenger RNA from Lichtheimia ornata, 285 nucleotides. RefSeq lists its product as uncharacterized. The transcript has a single exon. NCBI's taxonomy places the organism in Eukaryota, Fungi, Mucoromycota, Mucoromycetes, Mucorales, Lichtheimiaceae. Bases 1 to 285 code for a protein of 94 amino acids. Gene Ontology annotation, biological process: defense response. The record is from RefSeq and is a predicted model, not a curated record.